This is a messenger RNA of Fibroporia radiculosa, 2859 nucleotides long. RefSeq lists its product as uncharacterized. Gene Ontology annotation, molecular function: protein binding. The record is from RefSeq and is a predicted model, not a curated record. The transcript has a single exon. Lineage: Eukaryota; Fungi; Basidiomycota; Agaricomycetes; Polyporales; Fibroporiaceae. The coding region runs from base 1 to 2859 and encodes 952 amino acids.
AUGUUCAUCUGCCGGCACGUAUCGCUUCGAGCAUACAUUCCGAGACCUGGCGCACCCUCACAUGUCCCUCGACGUUUGCUCUCGCACGCCGUCUCUGGCCUCCAGCCAAAGCACGAUGAAUUCGCCAGUGUACCGCCAUCGCCUGGCGUGCAGACGACCGGCCCAGGCGCAGCGGCGGCCUGCCCGGAUGUCCAUGCGUCAUCACCCUCCGAAAGUAGCCCCUCCUCCCAGACCGGCUAUCAGAGAACCCCCAUACCGUUCCUUCUCAACUCUACCCCCUUGCAGGCGGAAAAGAAACAGCGGCUCGGCUUGCAAUUGGCAAACAACCCUGUUGCUACAUAUCUGGAGUACCGGGAGAAAGGCCUGUCGCUGUUCCGUGAAGUCAGCGUCAAGCAUUUAUUCAACAUCUUGGAAGAGGCGACGUCGACGAGACGGGCGGACGUUAUCGCGAAGCUGGCGCACGAUGCUGUGGAGGCUGGUCACUAUCUCGGAGCGCCUCUUCACCGCGCAUUCAUCGAGAAGCUCCUGUUAUGUGCCAGCGAGAAUCGCCUGGUGGCGAAAGCCAGUAUUUUUGCGCUGCUUCAGAAACUCAUUGAGACCGGACAGCUCACAUCAUUCACGUUGGAGAACAGGAUUCCAAUAAUCUUGGCUGCACUGAAGCUUCCCCUUGACUCCGUCCUUGAUCGCCAGCUCUUUGAUGUCUUUGUUUCCCUCCUUCUACCUCUCUUGGUAAAUCCACAAAGUAUGUGCGACUACCAUACACUCCGCCGGUCAAGAUCUGCUGUCGAGCUGUUGUAUCGCUUAGCGUAUGAACUCGCGCGGCUGGACAUGCGGGCCAAGUCUUUUGAAAUCAUGGAUGCGCUCGUCAAGACUGACAACCUGUCUGCAAAGUCCAUCACCCGCUCGGACCUUCAGUCUGGGGACUUCAGCUUCAUCGUUCUCUCAGCUAUAACUCGAUCGUGCGUUGACUGGGGCUGGCGGUCGAGCGCUAGUACUCUGAUCAUGAGGGCGCUGCCGGACGCUCAAAUUAUCACCCCUUCUCUUGGCGGGCUUUGCGUGUAUGUUGUGCGAGCUCUGAUAGAAAAUCCCAGAGUGCGGGACGUAAACGAUUCGGCCGCCAUCAUUAUCCAAAUUAUGCAACGCAGUCCAAACUAUGAUAUUCCCGCGCAUGUUCUGCAGAUCUUCUCCGAAGCUGCGGAGAGAAUGUCUAGUCCUGAGGCAAUCGAAGCUGUCUACGUAGUCGCGCAGUCGGACGCCGUGCGAAUGCACCACUCCUAUCCACCCCCCUCGGGUCAUAUUCUGACCUCGUUUUUCCAUUACCUGGCCGUCAGAAGCAAGAAUCACCACCUCGCUCGUCAGCUGGCGUCGGACAUCGUCGAUAAACACGUCCCUAUCCCCCUCCAGGACCGCGGACGGCUGAUCGCGCUCGUCGCGUCACAGGGCUUUGCUACGCAGGCCCGAGCACUGUGGGAGCGCUAUACCACUGGCGGUCAACAAAAGGUCGUGACGAGCCACGCCCAGGCGAUGCUCCGACUGGUCAGCCUUUUCACCAGCCUCGUUCGACGUUACGAGGGCGAGGACGCGCCGCCGUCCACGGCAUUAGCCGGAACCAGCGUGGUGGAGAUUGCCGAAGAAUUGACCAGUGGAUACGACGAGGAUGGCGCCCUCUCCGACUCGUCUCACUCUCCGGGUACCGGGACAGCUACAUCCGCGUUGGCGCACUCAAGAAGCGGACUAGAGUCUGUGUAUAAUGAAGGUGGGCCAUCACCGUCUGGGCCGGGCGAAUCGCUUAACGUGGAGGCUGUCCCGAGGGACUCGAGCUGGUCGUCGGAGCAUGGCCAGAUCCUUGCCCAGGAUCCCUCUCACGACCGACAGCUUCCACAUGAGAACGCGCGUGCUGCCCCUUCUGCGUCAGGUGGAGCGCUGCAGGCCUCCAACGUGGAUUCGAGUGUCUCUGUGGAGACAGCGCUGCCAUGUUCAUCCGAAAGCCCGACCGAGGGCGACAAGGCCCUUAGCGACGAUGACGCGAGGGUCGCAGACUACAGGGCGUUCGCGCUGCAAGUGUACACUGCUUUCCACAAGAGCUGUCAGCCGGUGAAGGAGGUGCAUCACUACAAGCUCAACGCGCUGGCGCGGGCGAGUUUCAUGCUCGGAAAGCUGGACGAGGGGCUGGAGGCGUUCCGGCUCAUUCUCAGCCGGCGAAUUGUGCCAGACCUGCACGACGUGAACGUGGCGCUGUCUAUUCUGGCGGACUACAACCCAACGGCAGCGGCUCGGGUGAUCGACCGUAUGGUAAAGAUUGGGCUGCAGCCGGACGUGGUGACGUUCGGGAUCGUGAUUCACCGCGCGGUGAUACACAACGACGCGACGCUGGUGACGGCGCUGUUGCGGCGGGCGCGGCAGCUGAACUGUCACCGGCUGGACUACCACACGCUGGGUGCGCUGAUCCGGGCGACGGUGACGAUGGACCGGGACGGACGGGCGAGUGCGAAGGACUACCUAGACAACGCGAAGGACCUAGUGGACUCGCUACUGACGGCGAGGCAGGUGCCGUCGCCGAACAUGGGGCGAGACUGUGUGGUGGCUGCGCUGCGGGCGGACGACCCGGAGAUGGCGUUUCGGUUCUGGCGGCUGCUGAUGAAGGACAAGGUGGAGUGGGCGGAUCGGGCUCAGACCAAGACGCGGAAGAGGAUCGCGAGCGCGGUGCGGAUGCAUUGUGAGAAGGGGUGGCUGAACGAGAGCAAGGGGCGGGUUAUGCUGGUGGAGUUGUGCGAGCCUGUGCGGCGUCGGAGGGGCCGGGUGCUGGGAGCGGUGGCGGGGGAGGGCGAGGGCGAGGGGGAGGGCAAAGCGGAGGGCUGA